Messenger RNA from Ipomoea triloba (trilobed morning glory), 1168 nucleotides. RefSeq names its product lactoylglutathione lyase GLX1. The coding region runs from base 62 to 934 and encodes 290 amino acids. The record is from RefSeq and is a predicted model, not a curated record. Gene Ontology annotation, molecular function: lactoylglutathione lyase activity; metal ion binding. NCBI's taxonomy places the organism in Eukaryota, Viridiplantae, Streptophyta, Magnoliopsida, Solanales, Convolvulaceae. Gene Ontology annotation, cellular component: cytoplasm. The transcript is spliced from 10 exons.
CUCACUCUCUCCCUUGAUUGGUAGUGUAAAGUUUGGGGUUUGGAAGUUGCAAUUCCUAAACAUGGCUGAAGCUGCUGCACCUGUUGUUCCAAGUGAUGAGUUGUUGGAAUGGCCAAAGAAGGAUAAGCACAGGUUUCUGCAUGCUGUGUAUCGUGUCGGGGACCUUGAUCGCACCAUCAAGUUUUACACAGAGUGCUUUGGGAUGAAGUUAUUAAGGAAGAGAGAUGUUCCUGAAGAGAAAUAUGCAAAUGCUUUCCUUGGUUAUGGCCCUGAAGAAUCUCACUUUGUCGUGGAAUUGACUUACAAUUAUGGAGUUGACAAAUAUGACAUUGGAACGGGGUUUGGACACUUUGCUAUUGCAACUCAAGAUGUUUACAAAUUGGUCGAAGACAUCAAGGCUAAGGGUGGAACUGUUACUCGUGAACCUGGUCCUGUCAAAGGUGGAAGUACUGUCAUUGCUUUUGUGAAAGAUCCCGAUGGCUACCUCUUUGAGAUUAUUCAGCGUGGUCCUACUCCUGAACCACUCUGUCAAGUAAUGCUCCGUGUGGGUGACCUGGAACGUUCUAUCAAGUUCUACGAAAAGGCAUUAGGAAUGCAACUUUUAAAGAAAACUGACAGGCCAGAACAGAAGUAUACCAUAGCAAUGAUGGGAUAUGCUCCGGAACUUGAGACUAUCGUUUUGGAGUUAACAUACAAUUAUGGUGUUACCGAGUACACCAAAGGAAAUGCCUAUGCACAGGUUGCGAUCAGCACAGAUGAUGUGUACAAAAGUGCAGAGGUUGUUAACCUUGUGACCCAAGAGCUUGGCGGAAAGAUAACUCGACAACCAGGUCCAAUUCCUGGGAUCAACACCAAAAUCACUUCUUUCCUAGACCCCGAUGGUUGGAAAACAGUUCUGGUUGACAAUGAAGAUUUUCUGAAGGAGCUUCAGUAAGCACCACGAGUGAAACAGCCAUCAAUCUCAGAAUCUUCUUAGAAUAAAACAUGAAUUACCUAUAUGCCUGCAAAAUGAAUAUUCUUAGAUUAUCAACUAUGCUUGAGCAUCAUUUGCAUAGCAGCAGUGCUUCCUGUGUAAUUCAUGAGUGUUGUAACUACAAAAUAUGACAUUUGAGUAAGUUGGUAUAUUUGAAAGUUUGGUUAUAAUAAGCAUGUUAAAGUUUUAGCCAAA